GCUUCGUGGUCAACCUCAAGGAUUCUACAAAAUGCCAUCAUAAAUAUAUACAAAUCCAUUUUAAUGGCCAUAAUUUCCAAAGGCUUUUAUAUGGAAAUACUGCAUCGGAUUGAGUCCCGGGCGUCUUGCAGUGGACCUACGAGUUAUAUUUCAUAAAACAAUGCGGUAUAUUUAUGUGUCUUUUACUUGGAAAUCAUUCAGUUUGAAACGUUUCAUUGGUCCGUUCGUGAGCAGCCUGACCACGUGAUCCGUUGUCAUAACAGCGAGUUUCAUUACAGAGCUUCGAGCUAGCUAGCUGGUGUGCUGCCUCAAAACACGUAACUUUAUUUAAGGAUAUACAGUACAGUAUUAGUUUUACCGAGUGAAUUUCAGAUAUUAAAGUCAGAGUUUGGGAAUAAAGUUGAGGUGCAUUCAUCACAGUUUACAGUACAAGUGGAUUGUUUGGACAGCCACAGUCAGUAUGUCGUUGACACGAAUCCAGAGUCUCUGCGUGGCGGCAGUGCUGAACGACUGUUGUAACCAGUUGAACAAACUGAGCUCAGAACUGAGUGCCCACAUGCGUCAGGAGAAAUACAGCACCGCAGAAGCCCAGGAGAAGGCCCGAGUGAUGAAACUGAAAUCCGACUGCGAAUACAUCUCCCAGCAAAUGUCCAACCUGCAGGCACAGCUGAUAGAAGAGCAGGAUUUUAGCUGCCUGCUGCAGGAAGUGGAGGAAACGGACCAAGCCAAGAACACUGAGAACGCCAAGAGAGAAGCCAAGAGAGAGCUGGCGAGUAAAACACAAACCUUACACAGACAACAGCAGGAGUUGAGGCAGAAAACUGAGAAUCUGAAGGAGAUGUGUAAGUGCGCCAAAAGACUCAGCAAACAAGUGGAUAUUCAAGCAUUGAAGAUGGAGAAGAGGAAGAAGCUGGAGGAGAAACUCCAAGAGCAGCAGCUGAAGAGGACGCAGUUUGAGACGAAUAAAGCUGAAAGUGACCUUGAAAAGAAGCGUGAGCUGCUGAAGGACCAGUUGCAGCAGCAGGCUGAAGUUCAUGAAGCAAAGAAGAAAUAUCUGCAUUAUCGACAUGAGGAGCUUCAGCAGCUGCAGCUGGACUGGCAGCAGAGGACGGACAUGAUGCUGCAUGAGGUGGAGCACCAACUCAACGAAGUGAACUGCAAACGGGCCAUCACACUGGACAAGCUGGCGGAGCUAAAGAGGACGUUCAGGGAGAUGGAAGAGGUGGUGCUGGAAGACAGAAAGGAGCAGGAGAAGCUGCGCCGCCAGCAGGAAGAGAACAUGGCUGCCACCAAGAUCCAGGCAUGGUGGAGAGGUGUCAUGUCCCGCAGAGGCUUGGGCAAAAAGGCAGACAAAAAGAAGGGCAAGAAAAAGGGAGAAGGGAAGAAGAAGAAGAAAUAGACACACUCCUUGAUAUGUGAAGAUCAGACGUGUGAAUUCCACUGCUGCAUGUGGCUUUUCUCCCUGCAUAUGUGUGAGACGCACAAACAAAGAAUGGCACAUGACACAUGAGUUGGAUUGAUUUGUAUUUUAAAAUGUUGGACAAUAAUUCAAGCAUGACAAUGCAAACACAUAUGUUAAAACAUCCAUCCAUUCUUCCUUCCUCUUGAAUUGUUUUUUUGAAAGAUAUUUUAAUACAUGCUAUAGAAGUGCUUAACAUCCUCAGUAAAUGCUGAUGAUCAGUGAAAUCUUUUCUGUUAGUUUCGAAAACUGGAGACAAACUACGCAACAAGACCAACAACAAAUCAGAAUCAACCUUGUCGUCUUAACACCUGACCUCUGAAUGGACAAGGAGACAACUUACAUAUUAAAAACAUAUACGUAUACAAAACAUAUUCAGGCGUCUGUAGCUUGACACUGGAUGUUUGUGUCCAACUUACAAGUCAAACAUGUACAACACAUGAGCAAUAAACCAAAGGGGGGAUGCAGUCACCCUUGGUCUGUAUAGUUUGAACCACACAUUUGACACCCACAGUUAAGAAGCACACGGGCGCAAGGACUUGUUUCCAUGCUUGGAAUGACACUCUUGUUUCCUACGUUAGCCUGACUCAGAGCCAGUUCUCAUCAGAUGCUGCUUCACAUUUCACUCACCCCUCAGUGUCAGACACUGCAGUGCAGUGAUGAACCACAGCCAUGACAUAAAACAGAAAACAAGAGAGGAUGCACUACUGUUGGAACUUUGGUGCUACAGGUGCACCCUGUAGCAACAUGACUUAACAUGCCUUAGAGACAUUUAUAACACUUGAGCCCAGACAUACUGUGCAUACACUGACGCAGUAUUGAGCUAAUAUAAAACCAUGUUUCUUUAUAAUAUAUGCAUAUAUUAUGAUUAUUAUUAUUAUUAUUAAUUGUAUUUAGUUUAACAUAAACACAUAUUUCAAACCGUCACACUCACAAUUCACCGCAUACUGGAGGUGAGGCUCAUGACUAAACACUAGCAAUGUUUAUAUAUGCAAUAUAUAAUAUAAUAUAUAUAUAUGUAUGUUUAUACAUGUUUAUAUAUACAAUACAUUGCCGAAAAAAAACCCCCAUAUAUAUAUAUAUAUUUUCC
Synchiropus splendidus (mandarinfish) is the source of this 2549-nucleotide messenger RNA. RefSeq names its product dynein regulatory complex protein 9-like. The transcript is spliced from 11 exons. Gene Ontology annotation, cellular component: cytoplasm; motile cilium. The record is from RefSeq and is a predicted model, not a curated record. Bases 461 to 1399 code for a protein of 312 amino acids. NCBI's taxonomy places the organism in Eukaryota, Metazoa, Chordata, Actinopteri, Syngnathiformes, Callionymidae. Gene Ontology annotation, biological process: cilium organization. Gene Ontology annotation, molecular function: protein binding.